This is a messenger RNA of Electrophorus electricus (electric eel), 1926 nucleotides long. RefSeq names its product HAUS augmin-like complex, subunit 4 (gene haus4). The record is from RefSeq and is a predicted model, not a curated record. Gene Ontology annotation, biological process: centrosome cycle; spindle assembly. Gene Ontology annotation, molecular function: microtubule minus-end binding. Gene Ontology annotation, cellular component: HAUS complex. NCBI's taxonomy places the organism in Eukaryota, Metazoa, Chordata, Actinopteri, Gymnotiformes, Gymnotidae.
AACGGGCGGUAAAUGCGAAAACGGGAAAGAGAGACGUUGGAGAGAUAUUUUCCCACGAGAACCCCUUAUUCAUCCUACUUUAACAAAUGGCGAAGAGCACAAGAGUUAGCGCCGACUGAACUGGCGAGCUAGUUAAAAUAAUACAAGUUACCUAGCCUGCCUACAUAAAUGCUAGCUGGCAAACCUAGAUAUCGGGCAAGUCAUAAUCUUUCAGUUUAUGUGCGUUACUAAGAUAGCCGGGGCACGUUAGCCAGCUGACCUAGCUGUCGUUUAGAAUCGAAAAGAAAACAGACCUUUCUCAUUGCGUAUAGUGACUAAACUGUAGCCUUAUUCGGCCCGUCGUCUUAUAUUGUGUAUAGUUGUAGGUUAUUAUGUUACAGUGUCCGGACUCCGUGUGUGGUUCGUAUAUGGGCAAAGGCGAUAGCCUACAUCACCAAGUUUUGGCUGCGUUCCCGCUUUGCCACAUGACAGAGGAGGACUUGAUCCAGAACCCCCUGUUCUGCAAGGUCCUGGCCACGCUGUCACAGCACGUGGACCGAACCGGACUCACUUUACAUUUAAAAAAGGAACUAGAGAAGGCACAGAAGGAACUCCGUUCACAGAGGCUGGGCUGGCUGCGCAUGGAGAGCCUCCACAGACUCCUCCAGGAGAUGGUCCAGGAGCACCGCUCCAGCCAGCAUCACUCUGGCACCCCAACUGCAGGAGACAAGUUCUAUGCCACUCUGGAGCAGUGUUUGCUUGUGGCUAAGUGUAUGAAGCGGCUGGAUGCCAGUCGCACCGUUGACCAGAACCGGUCUCCGUUCUUGGGGCUGUCUGCCGAGGAAGUGCUACAUCAGAUGCCCUGUAAGCAGGAUGUGCUGCAGAUGAAACAGAGAUUACCAACAGAACUGCAAAAGCAUCUGAAAAAGAAGCUCUUCUACCUCCUGUCUUACUACCAGCCUGAGUGGGAGAAUGAAAGUGAGGGGCUCAGGUGUGUAAAGCUGACCAAACUGCCAGGGCUCCUGGCUGGUGAGCGCGUCAGAGCGGACAACCUAGCGGAGAAGAACAGAGAGAACGCCCUCUCUCUGCAGCGGCAAACCCACUCCUACCUCUUGGAGCUACUGGAGUGCAUGCAGCUUCUACAGACCCUUGUCCUGGACUUGCGACUGAAGGUGCAGAAAGAUCUUGACAGGAAGAAGAUUGAGUACUUUGAAGCCAAAUGUGAGAUUGGCAUUCAGAAAAUUAGGGCAGAGAUGCUUGCUGUCCAGCUCGAUACCUACACAAGAGACAAGAUAGCAGCCCACUGGAAAAUAACAGAGAAACUCGGCGCCGAACUGCAGGCCGCCCAGCUGGAGAAACACUCGUUGGAGUCCAAACUGGCCUCCUUUGAGAUCUACGGCAAGGAGUUCGAGGCCCUGGCUGCGGAGUAUUGCCGUCUGAGGGAGGAGAUAACCACCAGGUCCUGGGCACUGAAGGAAUUCACAGCGUAGGUUGCUGCGGGCUUUCCAUGUGGCAGUGAGAAGGAGACGCUUAGCCAGAUGAUUGGUGUGCAGGCCUCAGUCAGCAGAGCCCUGUGGUUUGGAAGUGGUACUGUGGAUUUGAGAGGAUGUACAGUUGCUAGUUUCACUUGUUUGUGCAGUUGACUGAUGAUGUAUUAUGAAACUAUUCCCACCUUGGUUUAUGCCUACAGAUAUUUUUCCAUGUCUUUUUAAAAUGUAUUUGCAUUAUUGGUGUUUUUGAUUAUUAUAAUAUGCCUUAACGACUCGUGCUGUGUAUUAUGUUCAUAUUUUUAAUUCUGGUCUUUUUCAAACUUCAGAUAUGUACAGCCAUGUCUGUUCUGGUCAUCCUCCAAUUAAGCCUGUUACUGACCUGCAGGCUUAACAGUUGUUAUAAUAAUGUAAUAUUAACUUGUAUUACUGAAAUAAAUUCAAUUCUACUAAUUAUAAA